This is a messenger RNA of Fusarium pseudograminearum CS3096, 258 nucleotides long. RefSeq lists its product as uncharacterized. Bases 1 to 258 code for a protein of 85 amino acids. Lineage: Eukaryota; Fungi; Ascomycota; Sordariomycetes; Hypocreales; Nectriaceae. The transcript has 5 exons. The record is from RefSeq and is a predicted model, not a curated record.
AUGAAUGGCAGAACAGUCGGUGAAGCAAAGCAAGUAAUCUAUCAAGUUGGCCAACACGGUGGAUCUAAUGCCAGCGUGAGUGUUGUAUGCAGGGAAAGAAAAAGGAAGAAAAAAAUAUGGAGCGUAGAGUUUAUACUACCGAGCAAAAACCAAAAGUUGAAGCAGACGAAAAACAGCAAGAGGCCUAAUGACAUGCACGCAAUGAACCUGUGUUCAGUCAGUGCAUUGACUGCAUCAUCUGCCAUGGAUCUAAGUUAA